GGCAAGGUGAGGACGCGCGUCGUGUUGAGCCAUGUCACUCCGAGGCGACGCGAUACAUAUUAUCCUUGUGUUGUGUUUACCCAAAAUUGUCUUGGUCAAAACCAGUAAAUGAGUGGUUAACUAAAUUUCAAUCUAUGAUAAGUCAAUUUAUUCAAUGAGGAGUGAUUUUACUAGUAACGCGAACGAAAAUGGAUUUUAAAUGAAUUUUCUUAAUGUGCUGCUUGAACUCAACCUCCACCACUUGUUCUGUAUUCAACCGAUGAAACAUUAGGGAAUAUCGGAGUGCGAUGUGAGAGGAUGGGUGGGUGCCAGACACACGAUGGGUGAGGUGGACUUCGCCAAGCUCUACAACUGUACGGCUCUCCUGCUCGACAAGGAUCCCUUCGUGAACGUCAGCUCGGUGUGGGUGCUGAACCGCAGCCAGGUCCUGGGCGUACUCGGGCCGGUGUUUGACGACUACGACGAUUCUCUCAGCUCUGACCGCAGGGGUGUCCUCAAGGACUUCCUCACUGACUGCCUGUACCCGUUAUUGCAGCGACCCAACGACCUCGCCUGGUGGCAGAAGGCUGUCUGGUCUUCAGUGUUCGCCGUCAUGCUGCUAGUUGCCACCGGUGGGAACACGAUUGUCAUGUGGAUAGUUUUGGCACACAGACGCAUGCGGACAGUGACUAACUACUUCCUGGUGAACUUGAGUGUAUCAGACCUCAUGAUGUCACUGUUGAACUGUAUCUUCAACUUUAUCUUCAUGCUCAACUCACAUUGGCCCUUUGGUUCAUUUUACUGCACCGUCAAUAACUUCGUAGCCAAUGUGACAGUCGCCGCUUCCGUCUUCACCUUGGUAGCAAUCUCCAUAGACAGGUACAUGGCUAUUGUAAGACCACUACAGCAUCGUAUGUCGCGAUGUACAGCUCGUGCCGCUGUAGCUGUAAUUUGGACCGCCAGUGCGCUACUGGCUGUUCCUUGUCUUCUCUACUCCAGGAUAAUGGUGAAGAGGUACAGGAAUGGUCAAACUCGGACCGUAUGCUAUAUGUUGUGGCCUGACGGAAGAUACCCCUUCUCAAUGGCUGAAUAUGUAUAUAACCUAGUGUUCCUAAGCCUGACGUACCUGGUGCCAGUGGUAGCGAUGGCGGUGUGCUAUACGUUGAUGGGUCGCGAGCUUUGGGGCAGCCGUUCCAUCGGGGAGCAGACCCAACGUCAACUGGACGCCAUCAAGUCCAAGAGAAAAGUGGUGCGAAUGUUCAUAAUAGUGGUGGCAAUAUUCGCACUAUGCUGGCUUCCAUACCACGGCUACUUCAUUUACGCAUACCACAACAAUUCCGUAGCCGCAAGCAAAUAUGUGCAGCACAUGUACCUGUCCUUCUACUGGCUGGCGAUGAGCAACGCCAUGGUUAACCCCAUCAUAUACUACUGGAUGAACAAUAGGUUCCGCGUGUACUUCAGGCAGAUCAUCUGCCAGUGCUGCUGCCUGCGCCCAAACUUCAAACAAGACCUGGAGCUGCCAACGGUCAAACACGGCAGUCAGAGUGAAGUCAUUGGUCGGUCAAGAUCCGGUAAGCGUCGCCGGUCGCCUCCAGAGGUCAGUGUCUACACAAUGGCGACGGAGUACACAAGAGAUGCGUCUGAGACACCUGGGAGCGAAGUCUCAUCUGAUACUGCACACGACCGUGUUCAAGGAGCCCAUCUGCCCCGAUCCCCGUGUCAAUGGCAACUCAGUAUGCAGCUAGCAAGAAACUCGCCUGCCGCCCCUCCUCGAGCGACCAGUUUCAAGUACUAGCUUGUAGGCGGCAGGUCACGCCCUCCCUAGUUUUGAGGUUACCUUCAGUACAUAUGGUGCAGCGUUUUGUGAAGUCUUUUAUAGGUAUCCAUUUCUCUUUUUACAGAACUCAGUCAACGUAGAAAGAGUCGCAUCAUUAUCUUUUGUUUCUCUCUGUAAUUAUUAAAACUCCUAAGAUGCUUUUAAGGAUUCCUCUGAGAGGGACCCUGCUUAAGCGGAAUGUUCAUGUGAUAGCCGUUUUAUUUUUUAACCCUUCAGUACAAGUUCAUGUGAUCAUGCCUGUUUUGUAAAGAACGGCAUUCAAUUUACUGUAAAUGCACUCUAAAUUCAUUGACAGGUUUGUUUGAACAAUUUAAUUAAUUAUUUUGGUAAACAAUGUGCAAUGUAACAUAAUCAUAUGGAUUAAAUUGAUACUUUUAUCACGAAAUUAUUUUAGAACAUUUAUUUAAUUAUUUCCUAGAUUAAUAGUUAUUAAAAACAAGGGACGAUAUUAUUUAUUGUGUUUUUAAAUUUUUAAUAUUUACGUACUUAUUAUUAAUCGUAGCAAACCCUGCCUACGUUUUUCUAAGUUCGUGUGAUCAAUUGUUCUGCAAUAUUUUUCAUCAAAUGUUACAUUGCACUAUACAAUAAUGA
Molecule: messenger RNA, 2407 nt
Organism: Homalodisca vitripennis (glassy-winged sharpshooter)
Lineage: Eukaryota; Metazoa; Arthropoda; Insecta; Hemiptera; Cicadellidae
Product: tachykinin-like peptides receptor 86C
Exons: 9
Coding region: 320-1774 (484 amino acids)
Biological process (GO): G protein-coupled receptor signaling pathway
Cellular component (GO): plasma membrane
Molecular function (GO): tachykinin receptor activity
Source: RefSeq, a predicted model, not a curated record